This is a messenger RNA of Histoplasma mississippiense, 894 nucleotides long. RefSeq lists its product as hypothetical. The record is from RefSeq and is a predicted model, not a curated record. Lineage: Eukaryota; Fungi; Ascomycota; Eurotiomycetes; Onygenales; Ajellomycetaceae. Gene Ontology annotation, molecular function: tRNA binding. The transcript is spliced from 2 exons. Gene Ontology annotation, cellular component: mitochondrion; cytosolic tRNA wobble base thiouridylase complex. Gene Ontology annotation, biological process: tRNA wobble position uridine thiolation. The coding region runs from base 1 to 894 and encodes 297 amino acids.
AUGCCGCUAGAAAUAGUGGGAUAUGUGGUGCGAGAUCGAACCAAGGGGAAUUGCACUUACUGCGGAGUGUUCAGACGACAGCGCUUGACCGGGGGUGCUGCCAAGUUAGGCAUUGGACAUGUUGUCACUGGACAUAACGCGGACGAUGUUGCCGAGACGAUUGUGAUGAAUCUAUUACGAGGUGAUCUUCCUCGACUAGCGCGUUCGACGAAUAUUGUGACAGAGUCGUCGGCAAGUGAUAUCAAACGGAGCAAACCGCUCAAAUAUGCGUAUGAGAAGGAAAUAGUCCUGUAUGCCCACUAUCAGAAAUUGUGUUAUUUUAGUACUGAAUGCAUCUAUUCACCGGAGGCUUUUCGAGGGAGUGCGAGGACACUGAUAAAGGAUCUCGAGAAAGUGCGCCCGAGCUCUAUAUUGGAUAUAGUCAGGAGCGGGGAAGACAUGGCGAGUUUGGUACCUCUGGAAAUAAGUAGGUCUAGCAAAUUGCUCACCCGUACAUUUGCCGUGACCAUGGGGGGAGGGACAGAGCGCUAUGCCGCUGGCGGGUGCGGUAGCCAACGGGGAGGGAUAAAUGUUGGAGAAAUGGCAGAGAUGGAAAAAGAAGUGGCGGGAAAUCAGAUUGCCAAUGUUGAUGAAACGGAGAUUUUGCCGUAUAGGAAGCUUCAAGGCACUACAGGUUCGGGUCAACCGUGGAUGAAACUUCAAACGAUGCGCCAAUGCGAGAGAUGUGGUUAUAUGGCCAGUCAGAGGAUCUGCAAAGCUUGCAUGUUGCUUGAGGGACUGAACAAGAACCGUCCGAAAACCACGAUUGAAAUGGCUGCUGACAUAGAUGAGGAAGAAAGCAGUUUGACACUUAUGAGGCAGAUGGAUGGUGUUCAAUUAGCGAAUGGAAAGUAG